Molecule: messenger RNA, 4761 nt
Organism: Pangasianodon hypophthalmus (striped catfish)
Lineage: Eukaryota; Metazoa; Chordata; Actinopteri; Siluriformes; Pangasiidae
Gene: mybpc1
Product: myosin binding protein C1
Exons: 34
Coding region: 189-4151 (1320 amino acids)
Molecular function (GO): protein binding
Source: RefSeq, a predicted model, not a curated record
CUUCCUCUGUCACCAAGGGACUGCCAUCUACUUGUCAUCAGCUCAGCUCUCUCCUGAGGCGUUCUUCAUCUUUUCUUCCUCCUUACAGUCUGCAGGGUGAAGGACCUGGGUGCAAUCUCCAAUCCCCGACAUUAACUCAGGGCAGAGGGCUCUCAUCUGGUGACACAUCUAGUGGAACACAGCUCAAGAUGCCUGAGCCCACAAAGAAAGAGGAUGGUCAGCCUGAAGAGAAUGUAGCCGCAGGCACUGGGGAGGCUGUGCUUCCAGCUGAGAUUUCCCUUGAGGUGUCUCCACCAGAGGCUGAAGCGGUGGUCAAAGACCCAGAGCACAAACUGACUCUACCAGAGCAAGAGCCAAUAACACCUGCAGCCGUAGAGCCACAACCAAUAUUGACUGAGGUUGCUGAGCAACAGCCAGUAGUGAGAGAGAUCUCACAGCCACAGCCAAUAGUGACAGAGCCUGUAGUGCAUGAACAGGAGAAGCCAGAGUCCACGCGACCUGUUAAAAUGGUGCAAUUAUGUGAGGUCGAGGAGGCUCCUAAACACCCUCCAUCUCCUGCACCACCUAUGAAUGAUGAAGUGAAGGUUGCUGAUACGGUGCCAAUAGUCACGGUGGUUCCCCCUCCUUCCCCCACCCACAAAGAUAAAGAUGAUGAAGUCCCUGCCAGCAGUCCAUCACCUCCGCCCCCAUCAGAGGAUGGCAGUACACACAAGAACCUUUCUGUUGAUCUAACUAAUGAUAGCGUUCCUGAGUCAUCCAGGGGGAGGAAAGACUCAGUGUGGUCCCUGGGAGAGGGACAGCCUCCUGAGGAGAUUGACAAGCAGGUGGAAAAUCCACCCCUCUCUACAUUACUAAUUGAGAAACCCCAGGGUGGCUCCAUCCAAGUAGGUGGAGACAUUACCUUUAUUGCAAAGGUAGAGGCCAAGGAUUUGCUUCGUAAGCCAACAGUCAAGUGGUUCAAAGGGAAAUGGAUGGAUCUCGCCAGCAAGACAGGAAAACACCUGCAGCUGAAGGAAAGUUUUGACCGCGUCACUAAGAUUCACACAUUUGAGAUGCAUAUCAUUAAGGCUAAGGAGAACUAUGGUGGGAAUUACAGAUGUGAGGUCACUUAUAAGGAUAAGUUUGACAGCUGCUCUUUUGACCUCGAGGUCAAAGAUGUUCCAGAGACUCAGAGUAUCGAUAUUCGCUCAGCCUUCAAACGAAGCACUGAUGGCCAGGAUGAUGCAGGGGAACUUGACUUUAGUGGGCUUCUUAAACAUAGAGAGCACAAACAGGAGGAGGUACCAGAGGUGGAUGUCUGGGAGAUCCUGAAAAACGCCCGACCAGAUGAGUAUGAGAAGAUUGCCUUUAUGUAUGGCAUCACAGACCUCCGCGGUCUGCUGAGAAGGCUGAAGAAGACGAAAAAAGAGGAGAAGAAGAGUGAAGCGUUUGCCAAGAGGUUAGAACCUGCGUACCAGGUGGACAAAGGAGGGAAGGUACGAUUAAUCGUGGACCUGGCUGACCCGACUGUUGAACUGAAAUGGUACAAGAAUGGCCAAGAGAUUCGUCCUACUCCGAAUAAUAGGAAGUUUAUCUUUGAGCACAAGGGCACACAGAGGAUCAUGGUUAUCAAUAACUGUCAGAUGAAUGACGAUGCUGCCUAUUCAGUGGUAGCUGGAGAUGAGAAAUGUACUACUGAACUGUUUGUGAAAGUCUUACCAGUGAAGAUUGUUAAAGAGCUGGAGGCUGUAAAGACUACAGUCAAUGAACGAAUUGAGCUGGAGUGUGAGGUGUCAGAAGAAGGAGCACAAGUUAAAUGGAUGAAGAAUGGGGUUGAGGUUCCUACUGGGGUGCGUUCAAGAUAUCGUGUAAAGUCUGAAGGCACAAAGCACUGGCUGAUUAUAGAUGAUGCCACGAAGGAUGACACAGGCACCUAUUCCAUCAUGGCAACUGGGGGUACCAGUGAGGCCCGUGUCCAAGUGGACUUGAAGCCACUGAAGAUUCUGCAAGACCUUCAAGACAUGACGAUCCGUUUGGGGCAGCCGCUCAAGCUGCACUGCGAGAUCUUACCCGGAAACGUUCCUGGGCGUUGGUACAGAAACGGCCAGCUUAUCCAGUCCAGCGAUCACCUCACCAUCAUCCACAGAGCCAAGACCCAUAAGUUGGAAGUUGAGAGCUGCACCCUACAUGAUGCUGGAGACUAUACUUUUGUGCCUGAAGGGUACACACAAAGCCUUAGUGCCAAAAUCCACAUAAUAGAUCCCCCUAAAGUGCAUUUGGAGGCUCUGAAUGCUCCAGAUAACACUAUCACAGUUGUGGCUGGUAACAAGCUGCGUUUGGAGAUCCCCAUCAGUGGAGAGCCUGUACCCAGAGUGGUGUGGAUGAAAGGAGAGCGGGUUAUUCUUGAGACAGGGACUCGAGUUCGUGCAGAGACAUUCUCUGACCACACCUGCCUCACUAUUGAAGUCACUGAGAGAGAGGACAGUGGCAACUACAAGGUCGUCCUGCAGAAUGAAGCAGGAGAGGACACAGGCAGUGUCAAGAUUAAAGUUGUUGAUAUACCUGAUCCUCCUGGGCCUCCCUUGGUUCCAGUAGUUGGUGGUGACUGGUGUACAAUGACAUGGGAACCUCCUGUUUAUGAUGGGGGUUCUCCGAUCCUGGGAUACUUCAUUGAGAGGAAGAAGAAGCAGAGCUCCAGGUGGAUGCGACUUAAUUUUGACCUCUGCAAAGAGACCACAUUUGAGCCUAAGAAGAUGAUUGAGGGUGUGCCGUAUGAGGUGCGGAUUUUUGCUGUUAAUGCGAUCGGUGUUUCCAAGCCCAGUGAGCCGUCAAAACCCUUUAUUCCCCUUGCUGUAACCAGUGAGCCCACUUUGCUGGUGGUUGAUGAGGUGACAGAUACAACCGUGACAGUGAAGUGGCGUCCUCCAGAAACCAUCGGUGCAGCCGGGUUAGACGGGUACCAAGUGGAGUACUGCAUUGAAGGAACAGACGAAUGGAUACUUGCCAAUAAGGAACUGAUUGAGAAAACCAAAUACACUCUCACAGGCCUGACACCAGAGUCCAAGAUCCUAAUCCGAGUGAAGGCGAUUAAUGCGGCUGGUGCCAGCAAACCGCGCACCAUUCAACACUCUAUCCUGGUCAAAGAGGUCGUUGAGCCCCCUAAGAUUCGUAUCCCUCGCCACUUGAAGCAGACAUACAUACGCAGGGUCGGAGAACAAGUUAACCUCGUUGUGCCAUUCAUGGGCAAGCCCAGGCCAAAGAUCACCUGGCUGAAGGACGAUCAACCUAUCGAUCCAACGCAGAUCAACAUCCGCAACUCAGACUGUGACAGCAUCAUCUUCAUUCGCAAAGCUGAGCGCAAGCACUCUGGGAAAUAUAAGUUGACUGUGCAGGUGGAAAAACUUGUGGAUACAGCCAUCCUGGACAUCCAGAUCGUGGACCUUCCUGGUCCUCCACAAUGUGUUCGAAUUGAGGAGGUCUGGGGUGAGAAUGUAGCUCUGGACUGGACACCACCCAAAGACAGUGGCAAUGCCCCCAUAACAGGAUACACCAUCCAGAAGGCAGACAAAAAGACCAUGGAGUGGUACACCUGUGUGGAGCACUACCACCGCACAUGCAUCACUAUCAAUGAGCUGGUAGUAGGCAACGAGUACUACUUCAGGAUCUUCUCGGAGAACAUGGUGGGCCUGAGCGAGAGCGCCACCACCACUAAAGACACAGCAGUCAUAGUGAAGGAGGGUAUGAACCUGAAGAACCCAGAAUACAUCAACUAUGACUUCACAGAGGCACCCAAGUUCACACAGCCACUCAUUAAUACGUUUGCCGUCGCCGGGUACAACGCGACCCUUAACUGCAGUGUCCGCGCCAACCCACGGCCCAAAGUGAUCUGGAUGAAGAAUAAGAUCAUCAUCAUUGAUGACCCACGCUACCGCAUGUUCAGCAGCCAGGGUGUGUGUACAUUGGAAAUCCGGAAGCCCAGCCCAUUCGACGGAGGCGUGUACACCUGCAAGGCCAUCAAUGAUCUCGGGGAAGACCAGGUGGACUGUAAACUGGAGGUGAAAGGAGGCUUUACUUUCGUUGAGCUGAUGAAGCGUGGCGUUCCCUUGCAUCUUAUUGAUAAGUACAUGAAUGAGACAAAGUCGCCGGAGUUGGAGAAGAAGGGAUCUGACUGAUGGGGGAUUCAACCAGCGCUUUCCCAGUAAUCCCUGUUGCUAGAGCUCUUUAGUGAAGUGUGUGACCCGUCUUUGGUAUGGCAUGCGGUGUUCAGACAUGGACCUAUAGUACUUAAGAAAGGUUUGCUAAUGGCUAACUGUAUGACAGGCUGCUUUCUCCAAAACUCUGUUCAAGCACAGAUGCAUGUCUUCAGCGGAAUUGGAUCGUAGCUUCAAAAUGUGUAAAACACAGUAAAUGAUUCUUGGGUGGCAAAUAUGUUGGUGCAUUCAAUGUAUUUUGUUUCAUGUUCAAAACGCAUAGGGGCUGCCAGUGAAAUUCGAAGUUUUAUUUUUGUUUUAUUUUUCCCAUCUCUGCUUCCUUCAGUGUAAUGUGGUGAAUAUGACAAAAAUAAUUCUCUGUGCAAUGUUGUAAAACAGCGUAACUUGUCUCUCAGACAUGCUAGCUGCUCUAUCAGUUAUACAUUUGAAGUGUUUACCUUGUUUGUUUAUCAGAUUUGGUGACGAUGAAAAUAUCUAUCUAGUGAAAGAAGUAGCAAUACUUCAUUUAGUAUGGUUGAGUUGAAUAAAUGUCACAAUAAUAAAGCUGUGUUGCGUGUUUUUAACAGUUUGA